Achroia grisella is the source of this 3256-nucleotide messenger RNA. RefSeq names its product cell division cycle protein 27 homolog (gene Cdc27). The record is from RefSeq and is a predicted model, not a curated record. Gene Ontology annotation, biological process: cell division. Bases 143 to 2248 code for a protein of 701 amino acids. Gene Ontology annotation, molecular function: protein binding. The transcript has 4 exons. NCBI's taxonomy places the organism in Eukaryota, Metazoa, Arthropoda, Insecta, Lepidoptera, Pyralidae.
UAGACAAUCAACAAACUGAAAAAUGAAAAUGUCCGUCGUAAAAGAAACGUUUUAGUUUAGUUUCUUAAUGUAUAAUUAACGUGGCUUGCAAUGUGAAAUAUAUUUUGUAAUUUAUUUUUAUAAGAGUGUAGUAACUUCAACAAUGAUUGUUCAAGAACCAAUACAAGUGAUCGUUUGGGAUUGUCUCAAUAAUUAUGAGUAUGACAAUGCUAUAUUUUUGGCAGAGAGAUUGCACGCUGAAGUUUCAUCAGAAGAAACAGCAUUUUUGCUGGGUACAUGUUAUUACAGAUCAGGACGAGUGAAUGAAGCACAUAAUUUACUACAAAAUAUACUAUUAACAUUACCACAAGCAAGAUUUUUGUUAGCAAAAUGUUCAAUAGAUCUAAAACUCUAUAAAGAUGCUGAAAUAGCAAUAGGAUCAAAUCUGGAUAUUGUUGCAUCAGAAUUUGGAGAGCAAGCACCUUUUGCAUUACAAGUUCUUGCAAAGAUUUACAACAUUACAGAAAGAAGAAGUAAAGCUGCAGAUGCCCAUAGGAAAGCAUUAUCAUUAAAUCCUUUCAUGUGGAAAUCAUUUACGCAAUUAUGUAAUAUGGGUGAGAAAAUAGAUCCUCAUCAUGUGUUUCAAAUCAAUAAUACAGAGUUUUCAUUUGGAGUAACCUCAUUAAUGAAUCUAGUCAGUAAUUCAGAGAAUAUUUCAUUUGUUAAUACUAACAUUCCUAAUAAUACUAGUAUGAAUUCUAAUGUGACUCCAAAUAAUAUUAUUUCUCGGACACCCAUGACUAUGUCGACAAGCAUAACACCAGAAACACAAGCUCCGGUGAAACGUAUGCACAGUGUGUUCAGUGGCAUGGCACCAAUACCUUUUUCACCAUCAUUUGGCAUGUUGCCUAUGGAAGAGUCUCCGGUCUUAUAUACUCCAACACUUACUGAUUCCAAUGAACAAAAAGCUAUACCCAAGAUAGUGAAUUCUUUAAAAGCUCAAAUGUCAGCAGUGUUCAGUCCAGCUCCAAGGUGUUUGGGACCAGCUCCUCGACGAUCAUCUAGACUGUUUAGUAAUAACAAUAGUAGUUACUCAGUUAAAGAAAAUAAUAAAUCACCAAGCAGGAAAUUUGUAGCUCCUAAGAGUCCAUCAAGAAAAAAUAAGCAACGAUCUGCCAAAAACAUCAAGCCAAAUUCAGUUGAAACCAAUGAAAGAAACAAAAGUAUAGAAGCAGUGACACCUACUAUAACACCAAAGAAUUCUAAUGGCAUAGCAUUAUUACAUUUAUUGAAAGAAUUAGGUGACGCAUAUAAGGCACUAUCAUUUUUGGAAUGCAAGAAUGCAAUAAAAUUAUUCCAAGAUGUACCAUCAAGGCAGUUAGCUUCACCAUGGGUGCAAACUAUGAUUGCUCGUGCUCAUUAUGAAUUAGCCCAAUAUGAAGCAGCAGCAAAAAUUUUCUCUGAUAUUAGGAAACAAUUCCCUAGUCGCACAGAAGGCAUGGAUAUUUAUAGUACCUGUUUGUGGCAUUUACAGAAAGAAGCACAAUUAUCUUCGUUAGCCCAAGAGUUAGUAGAAUUAAAUAGAACAGAUCCCAUUGCAUGGUUAGCUUCUGGUAAUUGUUUUUCUCUUCAUAAAGAACGUGAAACCGCUCUCAAAUUCUUUAAACGAGCUGUACAGAUAGAACCAGAUAUGGCAUAUGCACAUGCAUUAUUAGGCCAUGAAUAUGCUGUUGCUGAGGAAAGUGACAAAGCUCUGGCAAGUUUUAGAACUGCAGUUAAUAUUGAUCCACGUAAUUAUGUUGCUUGGUUUGGUAUUGCAACAGUAUAUGCAAGACAAGAGCGCUGGAAAGCUUCAGAGGUUCAUAUUCGUCGCGCCCUUACUAUUCAUCCCCAUUCAGGUGUAUUAAGGUGUCAGCUAGGAUUAGCGCAAGCUGCUUUAGGUAAAAUGGAUAGAGCUCUAGCAACAUUGGAGAGAGCUGUUGCAUUGGACACAGAAAACCCAUUGUGUCGCUUUCAUAGGGCUUCUGUUUUAUUGCGUGCUGGUAGACCACAAGAUGCUUUGGCAGACCUCCAUCAUUUAAAAGAUAUUGCUCCAAGAGAAUCAUUAGUUUAUUAUUUGCUUGGAAAAGUCCACAACAAAUUAGGGAACACACACUUGGCACUUAUGCACUUCAGUUGGGCUACAGAUUUAGAUCCUAAAGGCACAGGUGGGCACAUUAAAGAGGGCUUUGAUCCCUCUAAACAAGAGGAUCUCCCGGAGAGAUCUUAAGUUUUUGACAGGUAUUAAAAUGAUUGAGGAUUGCAAAUUCGCCUAGGGGACCGGACGGCGGUGCGGUCAUACCUGACUGAUACCUUGUAAUUGUAAAUAUCGCGCUCACCUAUCGAGCUCCUCAUUGACACCAAAUUUCUUCCAAAUAAUAGCUUUAUGGGGUUCGAUGGGUGUGUGAUGGCAUUUAGUCACUGUAGUAGUAAGGGCGUUGUGGAACUGUUUAUAUAGAUUAAGUUGUGGAUAUUCCUAAUAUUAUCAAAGUAUAAAUAAUGUCUUGUAUAGCUUAAUUAUAGAAUGGUAAUGAAUAGGAUUUUUAAAAGUCGAUGCUUAAUAUUUGUGAGAUGAAGGCCCUUGAUCUCAAUCGGAAAUUGUGAAAUCAAAUUAACCAUUAUAAAAAUAAUUGACAUAAUAAUAAUAAUAAUGCCAUAGUAUAUUCGUGAUAACACAAUAUCUUACUGGUAGUAAAGGGUAUAUUUCUGAGUUUAUAAUAUUUAUAAAUUGUGUAUAGUGAAAAUAUGAUAUGGGCAUGAUGAUAAUAUAUUUAAAUUAUGUUGAGAUGAUCUCAAAUGCCGCAGGCGGUCUCCACAACCUCGCAUGCGUUCAUCAUUAUUGCAUUCUCUUGAUUUAUUUUAAAAAGAUAAAAGUAGAAUGUUAUUGUGAAACUUUUCAAUCAAUGCAUGUAGACAUUUUUAAUUCAUGAUAUAUAUAUACAAUGACAAUUUUGAGCUUUCAAUGUUUGUAGAAAUGCCCGAAUUCUGUAUUACAUCAAAUUUAAACGGGAAUCAAUAUUAUCGAUGUUAUUAAUGUACAGUAUGGAUCUUAGUUAGUAGUAUUUGACAAAUUACUUUUGUGUGUAUGUACAUAACAUAAACGGCACUGUUUGUCAUUUCACAUCACCAAUGAACAGCUCUGAACGGACUAGUUACUAGAUAGUUCUGAACGGACCUGUCUAGACCACCUUUAAUUAUAUAUCUGUAUGAACUUAUUGAAUAAAACAAAUGUAUUAAA